GAAAUAUCGAUAUUUUGCAUAUCGAUUGUGGUUUUGUCAGUCUGACAGCUGCUUUAAGGUUAUACUACUAUUGUAGUGGACUUGAAUUCGCAUAAUUAUUGCUAUUGGUCUUCACAUUACAUAACUAACCAGCUAUGUCUCAGGCUCCAGUUCGUGUCUCGCCGCUUAUCAAGCUCGGAAGAUGGUCCUUGCUGGUUGUGGGUAUUGCCUAUGGCGCUGCUCACCAAAGCCGACUCUCCAAGAAGGAGGCGAAGGUGCGCGAAAUCGAAGCUCAACAGAAGGCCGUUCGUGAUGCCAAAUUAGCCGAAGAGAAGAAGCGCAGUGCUGAGGCUGAGGCUAGAGCUCUGGCCGAGCUGUCGAAACCACGUCCCCAUUAGAGUGCAUCUUUAGUUUCUUAUUAUCAGUUAAUUAACUGCUUCUACAAGUGCUCGCUCUAACAACAACAA
This is a messenger RNA of Drosophila arizonae, 446 nucleotides long. It is a transcript of the gene ATPsynE, whose product is annotated as ATP synthase, subunit E. The record is from RefSeq and is a predicted model, not a curated record. Gene Ontology annotation, cellular component: proton-transporting ATP synthase complex. Gene Ontology annotation, molecular function: proton transmembrane transporter activity. Lineage: Eukaryota; Metazoa; Arthropoda; Insecta; Diptera; Drosophilidae. Gene Ontology annotation, biological process: proton motive force-driven ATP synthesis.